AUGAACCAAGGUCGAUCAAUGACCCGGUCAUUCCAGGGUGUUUGUGCUUUGACAUCGCAACAAUAUCCUUUGGCCCGGCAGUCUAUGGGGUUUACAAAAUGCCAGCCCAAUCAAUGUUCUCUGCAACGAUGGCGCCUCGAAGCCUUUGCCUCCCGUCUGCAGUAUGAGGGAAUUUGGCUUCUCAACGUGGGCAGACCGGCUAUCCUAACCCCGGCGGGGCACGGGCGUGUCCGACUAGACACUCCCAACGCCACCGAGAAGGGCAUCGCCGGUGCCGAGACCUGCUCACGGGCACCGUUUCUGUUUCCAGUGAUGGGUCCGAAGACCCCGGGAACUCCAUAG
Molecule: messenger RNA, 342 nt
Organism: Penicillium alfredii
Lineage: Eukaryota; Fungi; Ascomycota; Eurotiomycetes; Eurotiales; Aspergillaceae
Exons: 1
Coding region: 1-342 (113 amino acids)
Source: RefSeq, a predicted model, not a curated record